This is a messenger RNA of Cyprinodon tularosa, 2124 nucleotides long. RefSeq names its product membrane cofactor protein-like. Gene Ontology annotation, biological process: negative regulation of complement activation, classical pathway. The transcript is spliced from 11 exons. Lineage: Eukaryota; Metazoa; Chordata; Actinopteri; Cyprinodontiformes; Cyprinodontidae. Bases 101 to 1108 code for a protein of 335 amino acids. The record is from RefSeq and is a predicted model, not a curated record.
GAUUGUUUUAGUUGAAGAUCUUCUUGUUCAUAUUUCCUUGUUAAUUUUUUUUGUUUCCAAAAAGUUUUAUUGUCACCGGAUUGAAACACCAGAUCCUGCCAUGUGUGUUUAUGCCCUACUAUUAAGUAGCCUUUGCCUUGCCACCAUUGUUCAAGCCCAGCAAUGUUCUACACCCAUUGGAGGACCAAACAUGAACUUAAGAGAUGACUACAUCACCCAGGAGACAUUUGAGAAUGGGGCUGUGGUUUAUUUUAAAUGUAAUGUUGGCUACGAACCUGCUGGAGGAUCUGGAAAGAUCACAUGCACCGCUGGCUUGUGGAGUCCUGUGCUGCUGGAAUGCCAGAAGAAGAGCUGUGGCGCUCCUCCAGAAGUGGAGUUUGGUCAAUAUGGGGACACCACGGCUGAGUUUGGUGAUACAGUUAAAUACGAGUGUAGACAGGGUUACAACCUAGUUGGAAAUUCAGUUUUAAGGUGUGAAGACGAGGGAUGGGGAGGCAGAAAACCGACUUGUGAAGUGAUUCGGUGUGUUACACCAGAUGGAGUUGUAAAUGGUACAUUUACACCACUGGAAGAAAACUAUGAAUACAACAGUGUUGUGCAGUAUGACUGCAACAAAGAUGUUGUGCGCAAUGGAUCAAGUGAGUUAGUCUGCUCUGAAGAUGGGAAAUUCCAUCCUGACCCUCCAACCUGUGUCUGGGUCGAAUGUAGGGAUCCUGUAAUUACACAUGCUGUCUACGAACGAGGUUCUCGUCCUCCACACAGAUACAAGGCCAGCGUGACAUACAGCUGUGAAAAUGGAUACAAUUUACAUGGAUCGUCUACCAUAACCUGCACCAUAGACAGUCAGUGGUCUCCAGCGUUACCAAGCUGCAUAAAACAUUCAGUGCCAACUAAAGCUGCUACCACCACAACUACUACUACUACCAUCACCACCACCACAACCCCCUCAGAUGGUGGACAUUCUUUUCCAUCAUGGGUUAUUGCUGUGAUUGUUAUAGUUAUCAUCAUCUUGGUCGUCAUAUUCUUCAUCUAUCGAAAGAAACGCGCUCAGAGACGUCCUACUGACAAAGAGGCUGCAAAACAUGGCGAGGAUGUAGCGCUCUCGUAAGCACCGCAGUCCUGUUGGUCCAACACUUCUGAUGGUGAAGGCGUCAUCUUGAGAGGAGGAUUGUCUCUGGACCAGUCUGUUGAUGGACGUGCUUCCAAAGAGCCUCUGUGGAAAUCUGCUUCUUCAGGGCUGCAGUCUGUGAUUCAGACACUUUUCAAUUUAUUCUCGCUUCAUCUGUUAAAUCUCUCUCAUUCUACAGCUUUUACUCAUAUCCACUGUUUCCAGUUUGAAUUGUCUGGACAUUAUUGAACUCUGCAUUUAUUUGGGAUGUUUGAAUUUAAGCAGAGCUCAGCCUGGAUGCCAGGCCUAAAUAAAAUAGAACAUCUUAAAGUGUUUUAGGGAAAAUCUGUUUGUUCAAUACGUACUUAACUCACAAACAUCAUGUCUGCGCAGAAAGUUUUGGCCUAAUUGAGAAAUUGAUAUUCCACCUGUAGUGUAGCGAGGUUGUAGGGAGCUUUUCAAGAAGAAAGAAAAAAAGACCUCCUAUGGGAUAAAGCCACUCAGUCUUAAUGUUCAUUAUUUAAAUACCAAACCAUAGUUUUAUCUAAAAUGGUUAUAAAAUUAGUGCCUAAUAAAAACCAUGCCAUAUGGUAUGAGCCUGAAUGUAUAAAAGCUGAAUGCUUUACUUUAUGUGUGUUUAUUUUUGUAGUUGGUAUAACAGCAGCUUGGUGUUUGUGUUUUUUAAUGUAUUAACUUUGUGACCUUAUUUUUAUUGUUUCGGGAUAUUGGCCAAUUAUGUUGCAGAUAUUGUUACCAUUUUUCCAAUCAGUAAAGUUUUUUUCUCUCUCUCUUUCACUGCAACACCGUUAACAUCCUGGUUAGCCACAUACUGUCUAGAAGAUGAAUUGUUUUAAUAUUAAGACUUCAGCACUGAUUUUGGUCACAUUGAAAACUAUUUAUGAAGAUGAUCUCAAAGAAGUUUGAACUUCCUAUUUAUUAAAAUGUUUCAUUUUUUUUGUGAAGGCAGUUGUGAAACUAGUUUUUCUUUCUGGAAUUAAAGGAAAAAUGAAAAGUAA